UACUUUUCCCACUUCAACCUUAUGGCUAAUGCAAACGGGCUCUAUAUCUCAGCUAAAUCAGGAACUCCUCCGACCGGCAAAGGGCACGGCAUCAGCGAUUCGGAUUCGGCGACUCCUCUUCUCUUGUCUAAGGGUUGCCCCCAAAAUCUGCAGCGAGUAGUAGAAACUAGAAGAAAUGGAGUUCACACUCAGUGGGAAUGCACUGAAGACAUUCGCCCGAUCCAUCACGUGCCUCGCACGCAUUGGCAACGAGCUUGUCAUUCAAGCCUCUCCUUCCCAGCUCACAUGUCACACUCUCAACUCCUCAAGAUCUGCCUAUCAAUCAAUGACAUUUGAACCUGAUUUUUUUGAUGUCUACACCGUCUUGGGUCCACAGGUGCAAUGUAGUGUGCUCUUGAAGGCUAUUUGUUCUGUUUUGAGAACACCAAUUGCCAGCAUUGAUCAUUUGAGUGUGUCAUUGCCUAAUCCUGAUGCAUCAAAGGUGCAGUGGACAUUGAACUGCCAUAAUGGUAUGAGGAAAGCUUAUUGGAUUACUUGCAAUGUUGAACCUGACAUACAACACCUAUCCCUUGAUAGGAGAAAGCUUCCAAGCAACUUUGUGGUGAGGCCUCGUGAUCUGAACAGGUUAUUGUCCAACUUCCAGACAACCCUUCAGGAGAUCACAAUCAUUGCUACCAAUCCAACUUCCUUGCCUCCUGAUGCUGCAACUGAAAUUGGAGGGAAAGCUGUUGAGCUCAGAAGUUAUAUAGACCCAACAAAAGGUAUACUGGACAAUGAUUCAUCACUACACACUCAGUUGUGGAUAGAUCCUACUGAAGAGUUUGUGCAGUACAAUCAUAUCGGAAACCCUGUGGAUGUGACCUUUGGAGUGAAGGAAUCGAAGGCCUUCCUUUCUUUCUGUGAGGGAUGUGAAGUUGACAUACACUUCUAUUUUGAUAAAGCUGGCGAGCCAAUUCUAAUGACGCCAAAAUUUGGUUUAGAUGAUGGCUCGAUCUCAACUUUUGAUGCCACCUUGGUACUUGCAACCAUGCUUAUGUCCCAGCUCAAUACUGCUGGCUCCUCUGAAAAUCCACAAGUUGCUGGCACUUCCCACGGUGAGGCUAAUGAUGGAAGACAGGCCCCACCCCAGGAGAGAUCAAAAGGGAAUUCUGGGCUUCCAUCUGAUCAGACCAGGAUUUGGUCCGAUCUUUCAGGAAGCAGAACAAAAGGUGGUAAUGGUGCUGAACCUGGAGGGGGUAGAAAUGAAAAUGAUAUUGAACUAAGGGAAAUUCACCGAAUUGGUGCAAUACACAUUUCUGAAGCUGGAGCUGCUGGAAGAGAUAUGUCUGAUAUACAUAAUGACUUCCCUUCUGAGGACAGAAAUCAUUUGGAAGAACCUCAAGGCAUGACAGAUUUGAAAGGUCAUGCUUCUCAACACCAUCCUAGUAACUGGGUAGAUGCAGAUGACGACGAUGAUGAAGAAGAUGAGUCGGAGUUGUGUGUUCAAUCAACGCCUCCAUAUCAUUAGGAAUACAGCAACUCCAGUUGCUCUGUAAUCCUUACAGGCAAUUGUUUAUUGGUGAUGUCUGUUGUCAGUAUGUACAGUUGUCCUCCCAAUGCUCCACUAAUCUGACUUUGCACUUGGUUCCCUCUUACCUAAGCAGUCCUCUAUGGUUAAAUCAUGUUUACCAUGAAUUAUAUUUGGCCUGCAAGCAUAUAUGAUGAUACAGCUCAUUAGUUUAUCUUUUGAAAA
Messenger RNA from Nicotiana attenuata, 1732 nucleotides. Its product is annotated as cell cycle checkpoint control protein RAD9A. The transcript is spliced from 11 exons. The record is from RefSeq and is a predicted model, not a curated record. The coding region runs from base 176 to 1507 and encodes 443 amino acids. Gene Ontology annotation, cellular component: checkpoint clamp complex. Lineage: Eukaryota; Viridiplantae; Streptophyta; Magnoliopsida; Solanales; Solanaceae. Gene Ontology annotation, biological process: mitotic intra-S DNA damage checkpoint signaling; DNA replication checkpoint signaling; cellular response to ionizing radiation.